This is a messenger RNA of Penicillium canariense, 855 nucleotides long. RefSeq lists its product as uncharacterized. The transcript is spliced from 4 exons. The record is from RefSeq and is a predicted model, not a curated record. Lineage: Eukaryota; Fungi; Ascomycota; Eurotiomycetes; Eurotiales; Aspergillaceae. The coding region runs from base 1 to 855 and encodes 284 amino acids.
AUGACUAGCACAGCAAGUGGCGCGGAGCAACAAUAUACGCAGUUCGUGGCCGAUCCAACGGUCGAAACGGGUGGACCGGAAGAGCCCGAGACAACGCGGUGCAAGGUGGGCAAGCUUAGACUCUCUGGGCAUGGUAUCAGCAUCAGCAUCAGCAUCAGCAUCAGCAUCAGCAUCAGCAUCAGCGGGUGCUUGGCAAGGAUCAGCAAGAGAGGCUUGCGAUCUAUGGAGGCGAGGAUUCGCCCUGCGGGCUUAACAGCUUUUGCAGCCGCACGAUCUCGGUGUCCCACAUCUGGCGGGAGCGAGAUGGCCGUACUCGGCUGCAACUACGAAUCGACCCUGGUUGCCGACCUGGGAACAAAACACGGGGUAGCCACUGGAGCCACCAUUAGACAGGAGCAUGGCGUGCACCGAGCACCGAGCUCCUCGACGCAGUAUGACCACGGCCACGACACGACUGGGCUGGCAAUGGAGAGGAUACCCGCCCUCCUCGACGGUUCCAGCGUCCAGCGUCCCGAAUCUGCCAUACAGCCCAAGAGCUUGUGCUUGUGCGUGAACGUUCACGGCCCGGUUCAAGGGCGAUUCGAUAGAAAAUUUUCCGAGCGUGGAGCGCGUGGCGGAUGGCGCGGGCCAGUCAAGCGAGGCCCCAAAGCACAGAUAUCGACUGCUGCAUGGGCCAGCCACCAGCCACCAGCCAACCGCCUAGGGCCGGCCAAAUUUGGGAGGCCUUUGGAGCAUCAUGCACAUCCAAGGAAGACCCUGGUCUCCUGCUCACCGGCGCAAUCGUCCGGGGCCAGGACGGAGGACGCGAGCAGCACCAUGUGGAAGGCCUGUCGGGCUAGCGUGCUGGCUCCAUAA